Messenger RNA from Penicillium paradoxum, 1083 nucleotides. RefSeq names its product peroxidase. Gene Ontology annotation, biological process: hydrogen peroxide catabolic process; cellular response to oxidative stress; response to reactive oxygen species. Bases 1 to 1083 code for a protein of 360 amino acids. The transcript has 2 exons. The record is from RefSeq and is a predicted model, not a curated record. Gene Ontology annotation, molecular function: peroxidase activity; heme binding. NCBI's taxonomy places the organism in Eukaryota, Fungi, Ascomycota, Eurotiomycetes, Eurotiales, Aspergillaceae.
AUGGCUUCCGCUGCCAGAGCUGCUUCCCGGGCCUUCCUGCGCUCGACCUCUGUCCGUCCUGCUGUGCGCAGCACCCGUUUCGCCAUCCCCGCCAACGGUCUCCGUGCUUCUGCUCGUCGUGGAUAUGCUUCAGAGGCUGGCUCUGAGAAGUCCGGUUCUUCCCUCGCCAUCUGGGCCCUUGGUCUCGGUGCCCUCGGUGCCGGUGGUGCCUACUUUUACCUGAACGGCGAAUCUACCCCCAAGGGUCCCUUCGUUCCCACCCAGGCCGAUUACCAGAAGGUGUACGAUGCUGUUGCUCAGCGUCUCGCCAGCGAGACCGACUAUGAUGAUGGCAGCUAUGGUCCCGUUCUGGUCCGUCUCGCAUGGCACGCUAGUGGUACCUAUGACAAGGAGACUGGCACUGGAGGUAGCAACGGUGCUACCAUGAGAUUCGCCCCGGAGUCUGGCCACGGCGCCAACGCUGGUCUCAAGACUGCCCGCGACUUCCUCGAGCCCAUCAAGGCUCAGUUCCCCUGGAUCACUCACUCUGAUCUGUGGACUCUCGCCGGUGCCUGCGCCAUCCAGGAGUUGGGUGGUCCCGUUGUCCCCUGGAGACCCGGCCGUGAGGACCGCGACGUCUCCGCCUGCACUCCCGAUGGUCGUCUCCCCGAUGCCACCAAGGACCAGCGUCACAUUCGUGACGUCUUCUCCCGCAUGGGCUUCGAUGACCGCGAGAUGGUUGCUUUGAUCGGUGCUCACGCUCUUGGCCGCUGCCACACCGACCGCUCCGGCUUCGAUGGUCCCUGGAACUUCAGCCCCACUGUCUUCAGCAACGACUUCUUCCGUCUGCUUGUUGAUGAGAAGUGGAGCCAGAAGAAGUGGAACGGCCCUACUCAGUUCACUGACAAGACCACCUCCACUCUCAUGAUGCUGCCCACUGAUAUGGCUCUUGUCAAGGACAAGGCUUUCAAGAAGCACGUUGAGCGCUAUGCCAAGGACAGCGAUGUCUUCUUCCAGGAGUUCUCUGAUGUCUUUGUCAAGCUCCUUGAGCUUGGUGUUCCCUUCAAGACUGAGGAUCGCUUCGUCUUCAAGACUUCUGAGUAA